AUGUCAGACUCUAAUGAUACGCCGCCUAUUCAACAGAAUGUGGCAGUUGGUUACUGGGGCGCGAAUGAGAAUCCCAAAGUCAAUCACAUAAUAUCUCACAUUCGAAACAUUGGUUAUGAGUUUAUAGUUCUUCCUGUUUCGCGUUCGUCCUUUAGUCGAGUCCUUUUUGAAUCUACACCAGAGGACGAAGAGACGAAGCAAGUAUUCUUGAGAAACAUGGAAGAGUGGAGGGCUGGAAUUCCGUUUUCAAGAGAAGAAUUAUGUUUGCAAAGUGCUGAGUCCCUGGAAGUAGCCGUGGGACUUACAUCUCCGUGGAUAGAUCUGGACUCGACUGAUUCGCGAAUUCGAACCAAUUCAGAAAUUGCAUUGAGACAAGAAUUCGCCUGGGCUAUCUACCUGGGCAUUGGAACUGUUAUGAUUCAUCCUCCCAAGUCCGAAUUCUGCAACUAUGCGCGAACUGUAUGGUCGAUAAUUAACGGAACGGGCCAUCCAAGUGUAUGGAUGCAGUUGCCAUUAACUCUCGAUAGUGAUGAACCGCGUAAGAAGGAAACAGGCAGUUGGGAACAAUGGACCAAGUUUAGAACUCUUUGCAGUCAUGAUACAAGACUUGGAAUAGCCUUGUACAUCACCGCUGACUUGCCAAGUGAGAAGGUUCUUGAGAGAUGGAUUGCAGAACCAGUCAGAGCAGUUAUAAUUCCUACCGAUAUAUUCUUGAUCAAUGCCAAAGGAUAUCCAGUGUUGAGUAAGAAACAUCAGAGUCUUGUUCGCUCCUUUUUGAAGUUGGGAGUAAAUUUCGUGAUACGCGACAGCAAAACUGAUCGAGAAGAGAACGACAGCACCGUGGAUAUAUAUAUGCAAUAUAUACGAUAUAUGAAUCGAAGCGGUCCAGAAUUAAACGAAAGGGAAAAAUUCGCUACUGGAUAUCAGGAUUACCUUCAAUCUCCAUUACAACCGCUCAUGGACAACCUUGAAUAUUCGAUUUAUGAAACAUUUGAAAAAGACCGUGUAAAAUACAUACUAUAUGAACAGGCUGUACAUCGUGCACUACUUGACCGUGUACCUUCAGACUCUGACGAAAUCACAGUGAUUGUAGUAGCUGGUGCUGGUCGAGGUCCACUGGUGACUCGAAGUCUUAAAGCUGCCGAAAAAGCAAACAGAAAAGUUCGCGUAUAUGCAGUUGAGAAGAACCCUAAUGCGUUUGUAACUUUGGUCAAUACAAUAAGUUUGCAGAAUAUGAAGGCACAAGUAUGGGACGAUAAUGUGACAAUAGCUUUCUCAGACAUACGACGUUGGAAUGCUCCUGAAAAGGCUGAUAUUCUUGUAAGCGAACUUUUGGGCUCAUUUGGUGAUAAUGAAUUAUCUCCAGAAUGCUUAGAUGGUGCACAGAAAUUUCUAAAGCCCGAUGGAAUUUCAAUACCUAGCUCGUAUACUGCAUUUAUCGCACCUUUGUCCUCUGCAAAAUUAUUCGCGGAAGCCGCCAUGCACAGAGAUUGGGAAAUGCCAUAUGUCGUCAUGUUUCAUGCAUGUACUCAACUUGCUUCACCAAAGUCAGUUUGGACUUUUGAACAUCCUAACCGAUUAUUGACUGUCGACGAGCAAGGUAAUCCGAUAACAAAUUAUCAUAAUGUGCGAUAUUCAAAGGUUACCUUUGAUUUGGCAGAAAAUGGCAUAUUACAUGGGUUCGCCGGCUAUUUUGACUGUGUGUUAUAUAAAGAUAUUAAAAUGAGUAUACAUCCUGAGAGGCAUUCUACGGGAAUGUUCAGUUGGUUUCCAAUAUUUUUCCCACUGAAGGAACCAAUACAUUUACCGCGGGAAACGUGUAUUGAAGCACAUUUCUGGCGCCUCACGAGUCAGUCGAAAGUUUGGUACGAAUGGGCUGUUGAUUGCAGUAUUUCAACGAUACAUGAAAACGUUCCGGUUAAUGUAUCAGUCAUACAUAACCCAAAUGGAAGAUCUUAUUGGAUUGGAUGUUGA
Molecule: messenger RNA, 1974 nt
Organism: Paraglomus brasilianum
Lineage: Eukaryota; Fungi; Glomeromycota; Glomeromycetes; Paraglomerales; Paraglomeraceae
Source: the annotation of a GenBank genome assembly